Molecule: messenger RNA, 837 nt
Organism: Hyaloscypha bicolor E
Lineage: Eukaryota; Fungi; Ascomycota; Leotiomycetes; Helotiales; Hyaloscyphaceae
Exons: 7
Coding region: 1-837 (278 amino acids)
Source: RefSeq, a predicted model, not a curated record
AUGUCGCCCCUAUCAUUCGGGCUAGAGUUAUCCGUAGAAAAGAUCUCCGAAUCGGAAGAUGGCAUGCUGGCGCAAUUUGAAUCGACAGAGCCUCUCCAACAGCGUUCUUCAACUGCUCACGGUGAAAGAAGUGCUGGAAAAACAUUUCAAACGUUCCGCUCCAGAAACUCACUGGAUUCUCCACGAAGUGUUGGGAACAAUUUGGAAUCAGACCAAGCGGUCCUCCAAGUUGCCCCUUCAAGUCUGGCAUGCGUGGAUCUGCAAUUGAAUCCCACUUCAGUACGCUUGGGAAAGUUCACUAACCUUGCAGUCAUCAGUCUUCUCUCCAGCGCUGCCGUGGCUCAAGACUGGCAAGCAGCAGUAGUCGCCGCCGAAGCCCUCGCAUCCCAAUACGCCUCGGAGAUCAGCAGGCGACAAUCAUGGGAAGACUUCGCUAACGCCGCUGAAGCAGCAACAUCCGCAGCCGUCAUCUCCGCACAAGCGCUUGCCUCGGGUUACAAAGCACAAUACGGAAAGCGAGCCCCUCAAGGUGGUUAUCAAUCAAACGUCGCUUCCGCCACCUCGUACUCGAAUUCAGUCACGCUCGGCAGCGAAUUAUGGUGCAACGGUUUGCGAGCCACUAUAAUUUUGAAGCAUCUUCGGUUGUUUCAUCGGCGCUGGGUGUUGCGAGUUCGGCUACAGACGACAAGGGAAGCAAGUCCUAUUGUUUCAUCUGCUAUGAUUUUUGCCGGUACUGCUGGUGGCUCUGAGGGGUCGACAUCGAGUGCUGUUUCAUCUGCAAACGGUGUGGUAUCAAGUACUGCAUCUUCGCUUCAAGAGAUGCUUCCAGUCCUAUAA